GAGGGGACUGCAGCAGGGGCCUGGGCCCCUCUGUGCCAUAAUGCUGGGGGACCUGAUAUUUUUUCUGAGGAGUUUCCAUGGGUUUCUUGCUUCUUCUGGCACCACAGGAGCCAUCUUGGCUUGGUUGAUAAGCUUUAAGCCAGCCUUGUUUGGCUUCCUCUUCCUUCUGCUAUUGCUCAGCAACUGGCUACUCAAGCAUGAACUCAAUCAGGCUCCCUGCCAGCCCCAGACAGUGUGCCAGAGGGUCCAGACGGAGCUGGCAGAAAAAGCGAAGGCUCCAGAAGUUAACCCCAAUUAUGCCACAGAGAGAGAGUUGGAGAAAAUGAAUGUUUGCUUCGCUCUCCAGGAUAAGGUCCUGGAACGGCUGUUGUUCAGCGAGAUGAAGCUGAAGGCCUUGGAAAAUCAGAUGUUCAUCAUAUGGAAUAAACUGAAUCACCGCCGGUGGCACAGCAGACACCGGAACUUCUCCAGGAGGUGGCACAGGAAAAGAAGGAAUGACUCUACUUUCUCCAUCGUCUCUAACUACACCACCAACACCCCCACUGAAUGCGACUGAAAUGGCCUAGCCUCUGCUGAUGUGAUCUUCACCCAGUGUCUGUUUUGUUGUCAUCGCUAUAACAAAAUACCCGAGCUUGGGAACUUCUAAAGAAAAGAGCUUUGUUUAGUUCACAGUGCUGGAUGGAGGUCCAAGAACACAAGCGUGCAGUGGCUUUUUGUGAGUUCUUCAAAGAACUUAAAGAGGGUAGCAUCA
This is a messenger RNA of Microtus ochrogaster (prairie vole), 751 nucleotides long. RefSeq names its product testis expressed 46 (gene Tex46). Bases 41 to 556 code for a protein of 171 amino acids. The record is from RefSeq and is a predicted model, not a curated record. The transcript is spliced from 2 exons. NCBI's taxonomy places the organism in Eukaryota, Metazoa, Chordata, Mammalia, Rodentia, Cricetidae.